GACCCUGGGCCGUGGGCCCUUCCGCCCCCGGGCUCGCGUCUGGCCGUGGGAGCUGCCCACGCUCGCGCCCUGGGCUGACGCCGGCGUCGCAGGUGAAGUCCGGCCCCGGGCGGCCCGUGGGCGCUGGGCCGGCCAGCCUCGACCCGGGCCUGAGUUUGCACAUCUGUAAAAUGGAAGUCCGGAUAGGCGAGCUGUGAGGACCUUCCACGUCUGACGCGCGAGCUCACAACUGCAGACGUCGAAGCUGCCAGAGGGAGAGCAUAGCGUGAAGUCCAUGGCCCAAAAUGACUCUACCAGUGGAGACUCUCUUCUGUAAAGAAGACCAGAUCGGAGGCUGGGAUGAGCAUGCCACUGCAUCAGAUCUCUGCCAUUCCACCCCAGGAUGCCAUCUCUGCUAGAGCCUACAGAAGUAAGACCAAAGAAAAGGAGCGGGAUGAACAGCAUGAGAAGACUUUGGGACAUUCCAUGAGUCAUUCAAGCAACAUUUCUAAGGCUGGGAGUCCUCCAUCAGCGUCAGCGCUGGCAUCCGCCUUCUCUCGCACUUCCGUCACGCCAUCCAACCAGGACAUCUGCAGUUCCAGUGCAGUGUUUUCUGAGUGUUGUCACCACAGUCCUGUGCAAUCUGCUGUUGUCUUGAAAGCUCCUCAAUGCCAGAGUUCUCUGACACAAGGGCUCACUGUGACGGUUAUCUGUAAAGACACGUUUCAGGCGGCAAAGGGAAAUUCCUUUGGUUCACAUUGGGUCCAGGCCUUGAAGCCUGCUAAGAAUCUCAAAGCCAGAAGAACCCUGAAGUGCUCCCAGUCCCUAAAUGAUGUGGGUGAGAAGGCCCAGGAUACUUUGGAAUGUUUCAACUAUGUGGAAAGAACUUGUUCUGAAGGAAAAUUGAUGAUCCCUCAAGAUUCAUGUCUUAGAAUUAAUAGAUUUCACCAUAAAGAAAAAAGAACGCUGAGUCGCAAAGCUCUUGGCAACUCUAAACGUUCUUGUGUUUCGUCGUCCUUUUCUGCCAAUCAUUUGACUGCCUCGGAAGGGGAAGCUGGCAAGGGGGGCACACAUGUCCCACUUCUGGAGGAGAAGGCAGAUGGCGAGGCGGUGCCCAGAAGCCGGCGGCUGCUCCGGUACCUGUUCUCACUCUCCCGGGGCUCGAGCACCAGCAGCCUGCACAGGUUCCAUGAGCUGGAGAGCUGCAGCGCCCCCCUGCACCCCGCCACAUCCUCCAGCGGGCUGGCAGGGAGCACGGGCUUCUGCUCCGACGACAUGGGAGAUGACGACGUCUUCGAGGACAGCACAUCUGCCAAACUGAAGAGUAGGGUCCUGCGGGCGCCCCUCUGUUCAGCAGAAAAGGACAGCGACCUGGAUUGCCCUUCUCCCCUCUCUGAAAGAUGCCCCCCCAUAUCUCCCGUGUCGGCAUCAGGGGAUGCCUGCAGGAUCUGCCACUGUGAAGGGGACGACGAGAGCCCUCUAAUCACGCCGUGCCGCUGCACGGGGAGCCUGCACUUUGUGCACCAGGCCUGCCUACAGCAGUGGAUCAAGAGCUCCGACACGCGCUGCUGUGAGCUCUGCAAGUACGAGUUCAUCAUGGAGACCAAGCUGAAGCCUCUGAGUAAAUGGGAGAAGUUGCAGAUGACAGCAAGUGAGCGCAGGAAGAUCAUGUGCUCAGUGACGUUCCACGUCAUCGCCAUUACCUGUGUGGUCUGGUCCUUGUACGUGCUCAUCGACCGCACAGCUGAGGAGAUCAAGCAGGGGCAGGCCACAGGAAUCCUAGAGUGGCCCUUUUGGACUAAACUGGUGGUGGUGGCCAUUGGCUUCACUGGAGGACUUCUUUUUAUGUAUGUUCAGUGCAAAGUGUAUGUACAAUUAUGGAAGAGACUCAAAGCUUAUAAUAGAGUGAUCUAUGUUCAGAACUGUCCAGAAACAAGCAAAAAGAAUAUUUUUGAAAAAUCUGCACUAACAGAGCCAAACUUUGAAAAUAAAGAUGGCCGUGGGAUCUGUCAUUCCGACACGAACUCUUCUUCUUGCACAGAACCCGAAGACCCUGAAGCAGACAUCGUCCACGUCUGACAGUGUGCAGGGUGUGCUUCUGCUGGACGUCCACGAGAGCUGAAGGAGAUUGUUCACUGCCACUGUGUACCUUUCUUAUGUCCUUCAAUAGCAGAGACCGGGCAGCGACUGUU
This is a messenger RNA of Tupaia belangeri chinensis (Chinese tree shrew), 2171 nucleotides long. It is a transcript of the gene MARCHF8, whose product is annotated as membrane associated ring-CH-type finger 8. The coding region runs from base 340 to 2058 and encodes 572 amino acids. Lineage: Eukaryota; Metazoa; Chordata; Mammalia; Scandentia; Tupaiidae. The transcript has 8 exons. Gene Ontology annotation, molecular function: zinc ion binding. The record is from RefSeq and is a predicted model, not a curated record.